CAACAAAGAAAACAAAACCUUUCUUUCUUGGCAGAUAAUUCGAGCAGAAAAUGGGCCGUCUCGACUCCACCCCACCUCCUCAAUCCUCCGAUCAAACACCACCACAAGGCUAUCCAAACCACCAUUAUGACCACCCACCACCAUCACCACCACCACCACCACCACCUCCACCACAAAAAGAAGCUUCUAUGGCUGAUAAUGUUCAGAACAACAUCCAUCAACAUAGAUCCUUUAUACCUGAAUCGGCGGAAAACAUGCCACCUCCUGAAAGUUACCCGCCUGGAAAACCAGCAAUAUACCCACCUCAACAGCAACCGACAGCGUACCCACCUCCACCGCCGGAGCCUGUUGCGUUCCCACCUCAGCAGAAUUACAACUAUAAUAACGCUUAUAAUGCUCAGCCACAAUCGGUGAACUACCAAGCGCAGACUGUGUAUCAGACGCCGGAGAAAAUGGGUCCAUCAAGUGGGAUUGCUAUCGGAACUCAAUACCUUGCUCCCACUCAGGGAUGGAGGACUGGUCUCUUCGACUGUGCUGAGGAUCCUGAAAAUGCUCUCAUAACGGCAUGUUUCCCGUGCAUCACUUUCGGACAGAUUGCAGAGAUCGUUGACAAUGGCCAAACCUCGUGUUUGACGAGUGGACUUAUUUAUGGUCUAAUCGCGGCGUUUAUCGGGUGUCCUUGCAUUAUGUCAUGCGGGUACCGCACCAAGAUCAGGAACCGUUUCGGCUUGAUAGAGACUCCGGCCCCAGAUUGGGCGAUGCACUGCUUUUGCGAAUGGUGUUCCCUUUGUCAAGAAUACCGAGAACUUAAAGCACAAGGCUUGGACCCUGCUAUAGGUUGGCAUGGAACUAUGGCGAGAAACCAACAGCAAAUGCAGCAGUAUCCGACAACGACUCCCCCAAUGAACCAAACUAUGAUGUGAUGGAUUGAUCAUAUAUAUAUAUAUAUGAUUUAUAUAUAAUUUGAAUAUUAUUGUUUCUCUUUUUCUACAUUUUUAUUCAAUGUAUUUCUUUUUGAAUAAAUUCAUUCAUAUAUAAGACUUGC
Molecule: messenger RNA, 1045 nt
Organism: Cynara cardunculus var. scolymus (artichoke)
Lineage: Eukaryota; Viridiplantae; Streptophyta; Magnoliopsida; Asterales; Asteraceae
Product: protein PLANT CADMIUM RESISTANCE 4-like
Exons: 4
Coding region: 51-923 (290 amino acids)
Source: RefSeq, a predicted model, not a curated record